Agelaius phoeniceus (red-winged blackbird) is the source of this 1041-nucleotide messenger RNA. RefSeq names its product F-box and leucine rich repeat protein 22 (gene FBXL22). Gene Ontology annotation, cellular component: cytoplasm. The record is from RefSeq and is a predicted model, not a curated record. Gene Ontology annotation, molecular function: protein binding. NCBI's taxonomy places the organism in Eukaryota, Metazoa, Chordata, Aves, Passeriformes, Icteridae.
AGCCUCCUGGUGAGUGUGAACCCCCUCCAGCACUGCUGUUACUCCACCCAGCCAAGACACUCUGCCACUGCUGCUGGGCAAUGCACAUAACCCAGCUCAACCGGGAAUGCCUUUUACAUCUCUUCUCUUUUCUGGACAAAAACAGUAGGAAAAAUCUGGCAAAAACAUGUCACAAGUUACUAGAAGUAUUUCAGGAUCCUUUACUGUGGUCUUUGUUGAACUUUCAUUCUCCAGUGGAACUAAAGAAGGAUAAUUUUCUCCUGGGACCUGCUUUAAAACACUUAUCCAUCUGCUGGUAUUCAGAGAGAGUCAAGGUGUGUAACAUUGAGGACUGGAUGAAAAACAGUUUCCAGAAAGACUUCUGUAAGAGGCAUGAGAACACUGUCAGUGAUUUUUUACUAGACGUUUGCAACAGAUGUCCAAAUCUGCUGUCUCUGACCCUCUCUGGAUGUGGCCAUGUUACAGAUGACUGCAUUUUGCAGCUUCUCAAGAACUGCCCAAACCUGAAGAGCCUCAAACUGGAGAACUGUGUGCAGAUCACUGACGACACCCUGGAGGCAGUGACCCUCCACGGAGCAUCACUGCGAACGCUCCAUGUGGAUUUCUGCCGCAACGUAACACAAGCUGGGCUGGAGAGAGUCAGGGAAAAGUGUCCUUCAGUAAUGCUGAGAGCAGACAGAAGUGCCAACAUGAUCCCAGACAGUAAGCCAGGAAAAAAGCUGAUGCUUGAAAAAGCAUCGAGAAAACUGGUUCAGCUUUGAAGUGUGGGCAUUUUCACCUCACUGAGGUAGCAAUGAACUGACGCUACUUCCACGGGUUCUGGUCAAGUCCAAACAAAUUGUUGUUUUGUAAAAGGAAAAGCCAUGCAUCUCCUCCUGGGUGGGCUUCAGGAAAUAACUCUUUGCUCUCUGUUGUUCCUUGAAACUGGGAAACCCUGCAUUGCUGUCACAAAAUGCCAGAUCUGCUGAAAACUGUGGUCCUGGUACCCUCGUGCUGCAGAUGCCCUCGCUCAGAAGAGGGAAGCAGCAGUGUGUGAGGCCA